CACGGCGUACAUUACUUGGCCUAGCGGGCUUGUAGAAGAACGAAAUUUGAAUCGAACCGGUGCAGCACUCUGCACUUUUGCUUUUUUGCUACAGCCUCUCAGUCACCAUGGCACCAUUAACGGUAAAGUUAGCCGUGGUCGUUGUCUUGGCCAUUGUUUGCAAGGCUUCUUCCGAAGGACAAGAACAGGAAGGAAAUCAAGAGUCAACGGGAGACGCCGGAGUUUCCCAAAGUCUCUUGGAAUGCUACGAUUUCGUAGUAGUGGGUGCUGGUUCCGCGGGGAGUGUCGUGGCCAACCGACUGUCUGCCAACGGAACAUUCAAGGUUCUUCUCCUCGAGGCCGGCGACAAUGAGACCUCCGAUCUGCUCGUUCCUUUCUUCGCUCCGUUUGCAGCCAAGCCUAGCAACACCUGGAUGUACACCACGAUACCGCAAACCAAUUCGUGCCUCUCUUUCCCAGGACAUGUGGCUGUGAUGACCUUGGGCAAAGUUAUGGGCGGCACCAGUUCCAUCAACUCGAUGAACUUCGUGCGCGGAAGCAGGCACGACUUUGACAAGUGGGAAAAAGAAUACAAUGCCACCGGCUGGAAUUACACCAGUGUGUUGCCAAACUUCAAGGCCAUCGAGUACUUCAAUGUGAGCGGCGUGUCCGAAGAAGAGAGAAACAUGUACCACGGAAUGAUGGGAGAGACACCGAUCAACUAUCCUCGCUACAACACGUCACUGAGCUACGCUUUUCUCAACGCGUGCAGCGAGUCUAACUACGAAUACGUCGACUACAACGGCCAAAAUCACACGGGUUACUCAAGAGUGCAAUCCAACACUGCCUACGGAGUGAGAAUGAGUGCAAGCACGUGCUUCAUACGGAAUGUACAACAAAACCGCUCAAAUCUUCACAUUUCUCUGAACAGCACCGUAACUAAGAUACUUUUUGACGACAACAAACGAGCCACUCACGUUUUCUUCACUCAAAACGGCGUCGAAAUGAACGUAACUGUCGGCGCCGAGGUGAUCCUUUCCGCGGGAGCCAUCAAUUCUCCAAAGCUGCUCAUGCUGUCGGGAAUCGGGCCUCAAGAGGAUCUGAAGAAAAGCAACAUCACUCCUCUGGUGGCGGACCUUCCAGUGGGUGUGGGACUCAUGGAUCACAUAAUUUUCCUAGGCCUCGUUGUAACCACGACUAACGAUGAAGUAGGAAUACGCAACAUAAAUCAGAGCAUCAUAGAGUACUACACAAAUCAGACAGGACUUCUCACCAUACCGGGUACCUUCGAAGUACUGCUGUUCACCAAUAGCGGCGUGGGCUCGCAGGAACUUGAGGACUACCCCGACAUAGAGCUGGAACUUGCGGACGUUUUUCCUAGCCCGCAAAUCGCACAGUCGCCGUACGUUUCGAAUGAGACGUAUGAUAAAUACUACAGGCCAAUGUUCAACUACACCGGCUUCAUGAACGCCCUAGCCAAUGUUCAACCAAAGUCUCGUGGCACCGUCAAGCUCAACUUCACGAACCCGAACGGACCGCCACUCAUCGACCUACAAUUUUUGUCUGAACAAGAGGAUGUGGACAGAAUAGUAAACGGUACCCUUAAAAUAAUGCCGCUCUUCAAUACGAGUGCCAUGCAAGGAAUUGGUGCGAAGAUCUGGAACGGCUCCUACCCAAAGUGUGAAAACUAUACUAUGUGGUCCAAAGAAUACAUAGAGUGUUUCGUCCGGGAGGCUGCUUUCCCUGGACAACACGUUUGUUGCACUUGCCCUAUGGGCGAGCGGAAUGACUCGGUCGUGGACUCGAGACUCAGGGUCAAAAACGUCACCAAUGUUCGAGUUAUUGAUGCUUCAGUGAUGCCCAAAUCACAGCCGGGAACAUCAAUGCGGCAGUCAUGAUGAUCGGCGACAAGGGAGCGAAGAUGGUAUUAGAAGAUUACUACAGUUCUUUGACGAAAAGUACCGAAUUGAAAAAUAUUUUUCUCAACAACCGCUGCUCUACUAGUGGGGCGCG
Dermacentor silvarum is the source of this 1992-nucleotide messenger RNA. Its product is annotated as glucose dehydrogenase [FAD, quinone]-like. Lineage: Eukaryota; Metazoa; Arthropoda; Arachnida; Ixodida; Ixodidae. The transcript is spliced from 11 exons. Gene Ontology annotation, molecular function: oxidoreductase activity, acting on CH-OH group of donors; flavin adenine dinucleotide binding. The coding region runs from base 108 to 1877 and encodes 589 amino acids. The record is from RefSeq and is a predicted model, not a curated record.